Andrographis paniculata is the source of this 2008-nucleotide messenger RNA. Its product is annotated as xyloglucan galactosyltransferase XLT2. Gene Ontology annotation, molecular function: galactosyltransferase activity. The record is from RefSeq and is a predicted model, not a curated record. Gene Ontology annotation, biological process: xyloglucan biosynthetic process. Lineage: Eukaryota; Viridiplantae; Streptophyta; Magnoliopsida; Lamiales; Acanthaceae. The transcript has a single exon. Bases 181 to 1698 code for a protein of 505 amino acids.
UAGCUGUCGGUUUAUGGCGAUAAACCCACAAGAGCACGCGCCCACAGAUCAUUAGCCACUCCUCAUUUAAUUCAAUCCUCACCUUCCAUUCUAGAUUCCACCAAUCAUCACCGCCACGGACGCUGCCUCUGCCGCCGUCGCUAUUUCUCCGCCGGCGCGCUCGCCGGGAAUCACUUCCUAAUGCUUCCUGUUUCCGAGCCGCCGCCUAUCUCCAAACCGAAAGCAGUCGAUAUUUUAGACCGUAGGCAUUCCUACUUCGCCUCGUUCAAACCCUACAUCUCCCUCCACCACCGGCGGUCGUGGUUCUUCCUCGGCGUCGUGCUGCUUCAGCUACUCCUCAUCCUCUCCGCGCCGUCGCUCCCGUUCUCGCUCUACUCCGCCGCUUCUCAGAGUUCCCGCCCCGCCCCUGCCUUACGCAACGAUCCGAUUACGAGUGAGGAAAGUUCAAUUGAUGGAAAUUCGAAGGCUCACGCAAUCAAUCGGAAUUGUCCAUAUGGGGAAGUGUACGUUUACGAGCUUCCGCCGCAGUUCAACUCCGAAAUUGUGAAAAAUUGCCACAACAUCAACCCCUGGUCUUCCCGGUGCGACGCGCUUUCGAACGCAGGGUUCGGGAGAACCGCCGCUUUGGAAAUUUCUAGAAUUGUGCCGACGAAUGUGAGCUCCGCGUGGUUUUGGACCGAUCAAUUUUCCCUCGAGCCCAUUUACCACCGCCGAAUGCUCAAUUACCGUUGCCGUACCCUAGAAUCGGCCUCCGCGGCGGCGUUCUACAUCCCCCUCUACACCGGACUCGCACUCGAACGGCCACUUUUCGCCCAAAAUUCCACGGCGGAGGAGCGCGAUCGCCACUGCAGCUUGAUGCUAGAUUGGGUGAGCGAUCAGCCUUCCUUCAAAAAAUCGUACGGUUGGGAUCAUUUCAUCACCAUGGGCAGGAUCUCGUGGGACUUCCGUCGGUCGAAGGGCUCCGAUUGGGGGUCCAGCUGUAUCUACAAGCCGAAGAUGCGCAACAUCACACGGUUGCUAAUCGAGAAGAAUCCUUGGGACUAUUUCGACGUCGGCGUCCCUUACCCCACCGGAUUCCACCCGAAAUCAGUCUCCGACGUCAAAAUCUGGCAAGAGUUCGUCGGAAGCCGCCGCCGCCGCACGCUCUUCUGCUUCGCCGGCGCGACUCGCGGCUUUAUCAAAAACGAUUUCAGGGGAAUCCUGCUGAACCACUGCUACUCUGAACCCGGUUCGUGCCGGGUCGUCGACUGCGGCGGUUCAAAGUGCGCCAACGGCAGCUCGGUUAUUCUCGACACUUUCCUCCACUCGGAUUUCUGCUUGCAGCCGCGGGGGGACAGCUUCACUCGCCGCUCGGUUUUCGACUGCAUGCUGGCCGGUUCGAUCCCGGUUUUCUUCUGGCACAGGACGGCUUACUUGCAGUACGAGUGGUUCCUCCCGGCCGAACCGGGGAGCUAUUCGGUUUUCAUAGACCGGGAGGCCGUGAAGAAUGGGACAUCUUCGGUAAAAGCCGUGUUGGAGAAGAUUAGCAGAGAAAAGGUGAAAAGAAUGAGGGAAAAAGUGAUUGAACAUAUCCCUAACAUAAUUUAUGCAAAUUCUGAUAAAGGAUUGGAGGGGGGCAUCAAAGAUGCAUUCGAUUUAGCUGUGGAGGGAGUUUUGAAGAGAAUCAAGUUUCAAGAAAAGGGGUAUAAAUGGAAAUGAAGAGAAAGAUCAAAGAAUUCAGAGAAUCAAGAUUCAUUCAUUGAUUUCUUCUUUGGUUCUUUUUUCAUCCCGGUAAGUAAAUAUAUAAAGGUUCCUAUUUCUCUAUUACAUAAUAAUAAUUCUUAUCAUAAAUGAAUCGAAUUAUUACAUACACACAUAAGUUGAGGUUUGAUUGAAGCCAUAGUUGAUGUGGGUAUUUUUUUCUUUUGUGGCUUUAAUUGGUGUACUUGUUGCAUUAGGACAUGCCAUUUAGGUUGUUCCAUGGAGGGGCACAAAUACAUAUGAUGAUGCAUUGCACUUUGCACUUGCA